Molecule: messenger RNA, 3440 nt
Organism: Anneissia japonica
Lineage: Eukaryota; Metazoa; Echinodermata; Crinoidea; Comatulida; Comatulidae
Product: oncostatin-M-specific receptor subunit beta-like
Exons: 10
Coding region: 723-1955 (410 amino acids)
Molecular function (GO): protein binding
Source: RefSeq, a predicted model, not a curated record
GUUUUUUUUUAAAUAGAAGCAUAGCUUCCAAGUCCCCAACACAAUCAUUAGCAGUUCGAAUUGCCUUUUGUCUGCAUAAGCGGUAUAAUCAACCUCUAAUCAUCGAAGGCAGAUAAAUUAUGUAAAAUAAGAAUUAGAGCCAGAACAAAUCUUUGUGGAUACCAUGUUCAAGAUAGUUGUUUCUACUCCAAUGUCAAUUACAUAUCACACGAAGGAAAAACUGGCAUGCAACAUCUCAACAAACGAGAGACUGGUUUCUUUGGAGUAGAAACAUAACACACAGGAACCUCGCACUUUGAUUAAGCUAUUAACUCAUUGAACUGUGUAAAUGACGUCGGGUAAUCGGAAGCAGGAUUGGUGUUAUGAAGGUAGAGGUGUCCAAUCACGACAAUCAAGAUUAUAUGGAUAUGAUUGGUUGGUUGGUUGGUUGGUUCGUUGGUAAACUCCAUGUUUAUAUUAUAUCUGACUAUAACAUCCUGAUGUUGGAUAUUAUAUGAUCAUACCAUAGAGUAACGGUAUACUCAAUUAUCGUACGUACUCGUCGUAGACUGUGAUUUCCUCGGAUUUACACUAAAUAUCAAUUUCCGAUAUUUUUCUUUGAAAGGAUCUGUGUGUACGAAUGUGUGUAUUUAAGGAUCAAUAUCUCAUAGCUUUUAUCGUUGUGACAAUAAAGUUAUAUCGUAUCGUAUCGUAUCGUGUAUUGAUAGAAUCUAGCUGGUAGAAUGACAUCAUGGAAAAACAAAUUGUUAAUAAUCGGUUUUUAUGUAUCGGUAUUGUAUUCACCAGUCACAGGUCAAAAUGAAGGACUAUAUAUUUACCCUAAAGACGAGAAGUUCUAUGUUGGAAGUGAUGUCACGGUGAAAUGUAAAUUUAGGAAUGAAACACAUAAUCAACUCGUUGCAACUAAUUGGACUGACUGGUAUACUGGUUCAGUAUUGACUGCUGAAGAGGAAUACAUGAAAACAAACGUCAACAAAGGUUAUCAUCUGAUCGUAUGUCGAUAUAACAAUCUAUCGAACAGGACAACACUUAGAGUUGAAGAACCAGACAUUAGACCAGUGGUAAACUGUACCAGUCUCUCGGAAUUUACCUGCCAGUGCAAAUGGAAUAUAGUAAAUGGAGUACACUACACAUAUGAAAUCCGAACGCACGGGACAAUUCCAUGGACCCUACAGAUACCACAGACUCACAGUGGCAUAGCGAGUACAAGUGUUAUUGAGGCGAAAUUAUAUCAAGACAACCUCCAAGAUAUUCGAGUUAACGCAACCAAGGACAUUAGUAGUGCUUCAUGGAUUACUACUCAUGAUAUUAUGCGCAAAUUGAAACCAAAUAUAACAUAUAAAGAAUCGACAAUGACGGCCACUUCAGCCACAAUAAAAUGGAGAGGAAAUAGUAAGCCUGAAUAUUGGGAAUUCCUAUCACAGUUUAAAUACGAAGAGUGCGAUGGUGAAACAAAUGAAACGUUCAGAAUGUUACCAGAUCAAAUUGACGUAAACAGUCUUAUUACGAAGACGAUAGACGACCUUAAGCCAUAUAGAUUUUACAAGUUCGGCAUUCGAAGUCGGUAUACUCGUCCAGGUAACGGCUACACUGGUUGGACUUACGUGGUACUUAGAACGAAUGAAAGUAGACCAUCAAAGGAAGUACAGUUUGAGAUAGAGAGUCAAGAAGAUGAUACCUUGCUCAAAUGGAACGAUGUUCCUAAAGAAAGUCAAAAUGGUAAAAUCUUGGGCUACACAAUAUACGUGAACAGUGAAAGCUAUGACGUCGAUGUCAAUAAUACAGAGUAUUCGCUCAAAGGAAUCGGUGGCGGCAACUACAACGUUUGCAUCACGGCCUCCAACAGCGCAGGUGAAAGUCCAAUUAACUGCCAACCAGUGAAUUUAACAACACAAAUGGAAUUGAGUUCAACAAAACCACAUGAAGGUAUAUCUAAUUAUAAUAUAAAUCUGUGAUAAAUAAUAAAUGAUAUAUGCCUAAUAUGAUUUAUAUUGUUCUAUCCGUCUGUUAUAUCUAUACGUAACGAUGCUUUUGGCGCAUCCACUAUUUAAAUUUAUAUUAAAUACUUAUACCAAAUAAUGCAUAUUUAUAAAGUAUAAAGCAAUAAACAAAGUCACACGACCACAAAAGGUCAAAAGGUAAAAAAAAAAAUCAAACUCACUGAAGGUUGCCAUUGUUGGAAAUCUCUCAAAUAUUUGCGACUGUGUAGUAGUCCAUAUAUUUUCCAGUAAGUGUCUAAUUAUGGCAUGUUAAAAAAACAAAACAAAAAACAAAACCUUUAGUAGAUGUUGGCCCAUUAUUGUCCGGGAAUAUAAACAAUCAGUCAACCAACCAACUAACUUGACAGUUUUCAUAGUCCACAAUAACUUUAAUAUAACUUUUAACAGUUCUGAACUUCUAAAGGAUCAGAAAAAACUUUGAAUGACGUGCAGAACCAACAAUAAAUAAGAACAUAAACUAAUUGUCCUCAGCCAGGAGGAAAUUAGCCUACUUGCCCUAAUUGGAUAUUUGCUGGGCAAUAAUUAUGGGAAACAGCUCAGUUUCUGCUAUUAUAAAUUACUCAACCAAAGCUUCAAAGUAUGUAAUAGUCUAAUUAAGUCAAGUAAACAAGUAUUGCCUCCUUCAACUCUUUUGCAUAAAGUAAAAUAAAUGUUAUUUUAGACCAGAACGUCUUGAGUUAUGAUAGUUUGAUUCUACUUUUGGUUUCUUACUGUAUUACAUAAUAUUUGUGACCCAAGCUCACAAACAGGCUGUAAACUCGCACAGCACUGUAUUGAGAAACAAGCCUCAAUAGCCAGAACAUGCCAUAAAAUAUGAAUUUCGUGUAAAUUGGGUUUUUGUGUAAUAAAUAAAAUAUAAUUAUUAAUCUUCCUCUUCCUGAAGUUUGAGUUUAAAAUUCAAACUGUAAAAGGCAAAAUUAAGCGAUUUUCAAAUGGGAGUUAGUAAAAAUGAAUAGGAAAUUGCAAAAAAUAAAAGCAUUUUUCUCAAAACUUGAUUUAAGAAAGUUGAGAAGAUGACAAUUAUUCAAACGGUCAUAAAUUUGCUUCCAGACACCCGAUUGAGUUCAUUUAACUGUCAUUUUAAAGUAAAUGAUAUGUUCUAUGCCAUUAUAACAAAAAAUAAUUUUGGCUUGAGGACGAGUGAGCUUGGGUCACAUUUGCAGUUCCAAUAAAUUGUCCUUUUGUCCUUACUCAUUACUAAGUACGAUAUAGGCCUAUUUACUUGUAAAAUUAAAAAAGUUAGCCCAAAUAGAGGCUCUUGACACGUUACCGAUACACUUAAUAAUAAAGUUAUUCCACAGAAUUGAAAAACUUACUUACAAAAGAAAACAAUAAUAAAAAUUUAAUAAGAAAUGGGAAUGCAUAAAUUAUUAUAAUACAAAUAAAAUCACUGCACUGUAGGAGCGGCGUGGGGUUCUGAGCCUGGACCCCUACGCGAUU